This is a messenger RNA of Lactuca saligna, 3165 nucleotides long. NCBI's taxonomy places the organism in Eukaryota, Viridiplantae, Streptophyta, Magnoliopsida, Asterales, Asteraceae. The record is from the annotation of a GenBank genome assembly.
AUGGGUUUCAUCCCCAUUUUAAGUUGUUUUCCUCCUUGGCAACUUGGAGCCUCCACUUUGGUGGGUGCCACUGCUAGUUUGAUUAGCAAGUGGUGGGAUAAUUACCCGUCAAUACCAGGGAUUGGGUACGUUCUCCUUAAACUGUACCACAAAUGGGUUGGUUGUUUCCCUUGUAACUAUAAAAACAACCACUUCAAGAUCUUAUGGCAUAAGUGUAUGGUUACUGCUAUCCGGUUUAUCCCGGAUUUCAUUGGAAAUUUUUCCUUUGAAGUGGAUUAUUUCAUUUUGCAUUUGGGUUUGAUCCCCAUUAGUUGGUGUUUUUAUCCUAGGCAACUAGGAUUCUCCACUUAUGUGGGUGCCACUGCUAGUUCGAUUAGCAAGUGGUGGGAUAUUCACCCGGCAAUACACGGGAUUGGGUACGUUAACCUUAGACUGUACCACUUACAGGUUGGUUGUUUCCUUUGUAAUCAUAAAAACAACCACAUUUGGAGCCUUAUGGAUCCUUGUUUGCUUAUUGCUGUCUGGUUUAUCCCAUAUUUCAUUGGAAAUCUUUCCUUUGAAGUGGUCAUUUCUUUAAAGCAAAUGGGUCUGAUCCCCGUCAGUUGGAAAUUUCUUCCUAGGCAACUAGGAAUCUCCACUCUUGUGGGUGCCACUGCUAGUUCGAUUAGCAAGUGGUGGGAUAUUUACCCGUUAAUACACUGGAUUGGGUACGUUAACCUUAGACUGUACCACAAUUGGGUUGGUUGUUUCCUUUGUUAUCAUAAAAACAACCACUUUGGGACCUUUCAAACUCUUUGGUUUUACCAAAAUUUUAAAGCUAAUCGGUCUAUCCCGGUUAUCAUUGGUAUUUUUGCCUUUGAUGUGGAAUUUGGAGGUUUUAUUCUUAAUCUUUUAAGGAUUAACCUUCAGGGGUAUUUUUGGAAUACUCUCUUUAAAAAAGGAAUUGACGGGCUGCAUUUGUUUGGAUGGAUUCCUAAGAAGAAAGUUGGUGAUCUUGAUUUUUUUAAUCUUGAGGAUUAUGGUAUUAUUGCGAUUAUGAGCCUUUUAACUGUUAGAAGUUGGGAUUUAAUUCAAGGGCAAUUUUGGAAUAUUUGGAACAUUAUAUUGGAAGAUUUGUUGAAGAGUAAUUGGUUUAUUUUGGGCAAGAAAGAAGUUGAAGACAAAUUGAAGAAAAUUUGGAAAUGGUGGGAUUUGUUGGGAAAUAACGGUUUUAGCAACGUACUUUCUUGUGUGUUGAAGAUUAUAAUUUGGAGUUUAUUGGACGUUAAAGUGAAGAUUGGAAAGAAUACUAGCAAUUAUUGUGUGGAGAAGAUUGGGAAUAAUUGCAUGAAAAGUAUAGUUCAAAGUUCAAAGUUCAUUGCUAUUAUCGGUAGUAGCUUGGAGUGGAAACAUUUGCAAAUUAUUGAUGAUAUGAAUGAUUUGGCCAAUGAUUCUCUCGAUUUGGAAGUUCCUUGGAAGCAUUGGAAGACAAUCUUUAUUCAAACCUUGGACUAUUUGUUUGAGUAUGAGGCCAUAUUUUGGGUUUUGAAUUGGUGGAAGAUUGGAAGCUUUAUGAAGAUUGAAGAUUUUGUGAAUUGGAAGUUUUUUGGUUUUGAUAGUAUUGUGUAUCUCUUUGAAAGUUAUGUUUGGUUUCACUCCUUGUAUUGGAGUUGGACAUGGAAGUGGAUCGCUAAAUCGGUCACCACACUCAUUAAUAAGUUCGAAUCUGAAGCAAAUUUGAUUGAUCGUAAAAUUUCGUCGGAGCUCAAAGGCGAAGUUUCAGCGGAUAAAAGUGAUAAUAGCGGGAAUGAGAUUGUGAAGCCUUCUAAUGGUUCUGAAGUUGAUGCUAUGGCUCCACUAAUGACUCCAUUGGUAAAUUACAUUACGAUCAAGAAGGAAGAAGUAUCAAUUGAAGAUUUGAGUUCCCCUGUUCUCGAAUUUGAAAAGGACAUCACGCAAUUUUGUAGUCCAGGAGAGAAGGAAGCCAUGAUGGUGUUUUGGAACGGACUAACUUUGAAUGAGAAGGAAGGAUUCGUCCAUGGCUUAAGGUUUAUCAAGAAAAAAUAUAACAAGGAAGGUGAGUUUGAUUCUUCUUUUGAUGAUUCUAUUGAUAAUGUUAAGAAGCUAUCAUCUGUGGAAGCCAACCUUGGGAAGAACCGAGUGCCCUUUAAAUCUACUGCCUCGUUGUUCCCUGUGGCGGUUGACAUGAAGAAAACAUCUGACCUUGAAGCCUCGGAUGGAUUGCAAAAAGUGGGAGAAACUUUGCUAAAUUUCAUUCUUGAAGGAGUUCCAAUUUCGAACAAUAAUACUCCUAUGAUUGUGGAUCUUCAAGAAAUCUGCUCUAUGCGAUCACGGGUAAAGGAAAAGAAAGUUAAAAAGAAGAUUGAAAUUGAUGAAAUGGUUAGUCAACAACUUGAACAAGUUUGUAAUGAAAUUAUAUUUCACUUUCCCAGCAAGUUCAAUCAUUUAGAACUUGCUAAUGAGGGUGAAUUUAAAUUCAAGUAUGUUGAUGAUGAUGAAGAGAAGUAUGAGGGCCAAAUGAAUAUAGAUGAUAAGGAAGAAAUUAGAACAACCGGUUAUAAUAAAAAUGGCGGGCUUCUUAUAACCAAGGAUAUGCUGGAAGAAAUGAAGGCUAGUAAUGCCAAGGGUAAGGAGGAGAUUGCUACCCAUGUGCAAGUUCUGGCGGAAGAAAAGAGUGAAGGUAAAGUCUCGUAUGCUGAAAAAGUGAGUGGAAAGAAAUUGAAUGCAGCUAAUCUUAUAUCAAAAAUUAAAAAGAAUGCAGAUCUUCCGGUUGGAGUUGUGGAAAUGCCCAUUACUGAUAUUCUGAAAGGCUACAGCCCGUUUAAGACUACGUUGUAUGGCUAUUUCAUUGAUAAACAUGUUAACUUCUUUAAUGUUAACAAGUUUGCUCAUAAUAUGUGGAAGAGAUAUGGCCUGGAAGAGGUUAUGGUAAAUGAAGAAGGUAUUUAUUUCUUUAGAUUCAGCUCAGAACAAGGUAUGCUAAAUGUUCUGGAAGGAGGAGUUUGGAUGAUUUUUGACAGUGCCCUCAUAGUGAGAAGAUGGACAACUGGAAUAAGCUCAGCUAGAGAUCAUCAUGACAAGGUUCCGGUUUGGGUUAAAAUCUAUAAUGUUCCUUUGGAAUAUUGGAAUGGGACUGGGCUUAGUCAUAUUGCUUGGGAAAUUUGA